Messenger RNA from Aspergillus nidulans FGSC A4, 1408 nucleotides. RefSeq lists its product as uncharacterized. The coding region runs from base 2 to 1408 and encodes 468 amino acids. The transcript has a single exon. NCBI's taxonomy places the organism in Eukaryota, Fungi, Ascomycota, Eurotiomycetes, Eurotiales, Aspergillaceae. The record is from RefSeq and is a predicted model, not a curated record.
AAUGCUGCCAUUCGUCAUUCUAGCCUCAUCUGGGAAUCUCGUCCAACGUGACAGCGACAACCUCCUCAACCGUCCGCAAGAGCUCGAUGAGCCUCUUCUCGCAGUCCAAAUCGGCGGAAUCGUAGGAGCGUACGUGAUCUUUGUCGCUAUCAUCCUGACCCUACUUCUCGUUGUUGGCCGGCGUCUGCGCAGAACAGUCCAGUCGUCCAACUACACUCUGCAGGUCGAGAUGAUGAAGCCCAAACACCCACCAAUUGCCGCAAGUGCCACAGCCACCAAAUCCAAUGCCGCAUUCAACUCUGUCGACCCUAGCCCUGUUACUCCGACCAACAAAUCGCACGGGUUCAGGUCAUGGACGAGCUUGACCAAGGGCCAGCACUCUCGGUCCAACAACGGCAGCGUGGCUACCAUCGAUCACGAAUCAGUCGUUGCGGCUGACCGGCGCAGAAACCAGGACCAGAUGGAGAUGCUCUAUGCUGCUGUGAUGGAACAUGAUGAGCGGCGUGCUGCUGCCACUGCUUCGCCGGUUAGUCCAACGGACGACGUCAGUCUGAAAGAUCUCUCGCCAAGGUCUCCGACGAGCUAUCAAAAUGCAAACCCCUUCUCGGACUAUGCUGCAAGGGUUCCAGAGGACAAGCCUCUGCCACCGCACCCGCACCAGCAACCACAACCUCAGUACCACCACCCACCCGCGCCCGCUGUCACUGCUGCUUCACCUCCCACAAGUCCCGGUGGCCGCUCACGUACUUCCCGCCUCUCACGUAUCUCGAACCUCUCCCUCUUCCACUCAAACCGCGAAGGCAACAAUGCCUCGCACUCGCAAUCUGGAGGUAGCAGAAUCCGCUCCCCGCGCUUCACAGGCCGCAAACACGGCCACACCGUUGGCAUCAACAUCUCCUCCCCCUUGGCCUCUCCAGACCCUACCUCCCCACAUUCCGACCAAAUCCCCCUCUCCCCGCGCUUCUACAACCCCACUCCUCCUCCCCUCCCACCAAAAGCAGACGGCCCAAUCACCCGCAUAAACACCAAUAACACCACGGCCUCCCAAGAACGUCAACACCGGACUCCCGUUCCGCCACCACUAAACCUGCAGGCUGCAACCCCCACAAGCGCAAAAGCGGGCCGGAGUAGUUCGUCUCUUCCCUUCCGCGAAGCUUAUCCUCAACUUCUCUCUGCCCCACCCACAAAGACUACCAUUCUGGAGAGGCCCGAAAAACAACUGAGCGGGCCGAGAACGGGUCUGCCGACGCCUUAUAGCCCGUAUAUGCCGUUUACACCGCUGACGCCACUGACGCCAAGCCGUAUUGUGACGAAGAAGCAGCGCAAGCGUGAGGGGAAGGAGAAUGGGCUGCGCGCUCUGAACGAGGAAGAUGCAGUUAGGAGCGAGGAUGAUAUGUGGGGGUACUGA